UGCGCGCACGCGCUGUGACACGAGUCACGCGUGUGUUUCUCCUGGCGGAACAGCCAGACCGGCCCCACCCCCUCCGCUCCUCGUCUGCCCGACUCCCCCAGGAUAUUUUUAGCCCCGAUGAUGCGUCCUGGCACAGCACGGAACGGAACCACCAUCAGAGCCAAACGAGAGGACGGAGCUGUUGCUGCGGGUCUACAGAGGGUCUGACGUCUACAGAGGGUCUGAGGUCUACACAGAGACGGGGGUCUGAGGUCUACAGAGGGUCUGAGGGUCUGACACCGACCGGCGGACGGGAUGAAAUCUGAAAUAAAUUCGGUGUUUUCUGUGCUGGUGCUGCUCACUGGAUUAUGGCAGAUAGCUGCCGCCGACAUCCUUUCAUCCACAUCAACGGCUCAGUUCACCCCCCCUCUGAAACCCCCCGCUGCUGAGGGGAACGCCACAGAAUCCCUCCCCACCUUUUCAUCUCCAACAGUCCAGGACGCAGGCUUCAAAGCCCCCGCCUCCAGCACACAGCUUCAGCCUGACUUCCUGCUUACAGCUUCCACACAUCAGAGCUCAGCUCCUGGUCGGACCCCCGCAGGACCCCCACACCAGGAUCUUCCAUCCGAACUGAAUGUUGGAGAUGAAGAACUGAAGGGGUCUCGUCGCUCCAGUUCUCCUCUGGACCCCCUGCUGGCUGCUCUGUUGUCUGUCUUCAUCGUAACCACUGCUGUCGUCUUCAUCGUUCUCUUCUUCAAGUUCCGCCAGCGAACAAACCACCCUGAGUUCCACCGGCUGCAGGAUCUCCCCAUGGAUGAUUUGAUGGAGGACACGCCCCUCUCCAUGUACGCUCACUGAUGGAAGCCCACAUCCUGUGUGUCGCUGCCAAACACGCAGACAACAUGUGAGGAUCAAGAUCCAACGAAGACCACGUGGGAUGUGAGAGAAACUUUGGCUUGGAUGCAGCUGCGUCUCAUCGAGUUUCUUGUUGUGACUCAAAGUUUUGUGAGAAAAAUGAUUGUCAGUCUUUUAAAUUGAAAAGUUUUCCUUCUUAGUCACAUUCCCUUAAUAAUUCUGGAGAGUUUUAGCUUUUGUGGAAAUGAACAGCACCUCUCACCUGGACUGAACUGACUCCUUCUGCACAGCACUUUAAUGUGGCUCCAAUGAUCACACUGCACCCUAGAGGACAUGUGAGGUAAUGCGGCUCCAGCUGGGACACCUUUCAUCCAGUCAUAAGGGACAGCCUGGACAGGGUCUCCAGUCCAUCACAGGGACACGUAGAGACAAACCACCACUCACACCAAGAAUUAAGGUUUACCAAUCCACGUACAGUAACGUGUAUGUUUUUGCUCUGUGGGACGAAACCAGAGGAGGAAACCCAUGUGUUCACAGGGAGGACGUUAACUCCACCCAGGCCGGGAGGUGAACCUGAGCCGGCUCUAACAUCUGCACUGCCAUGCUGUUUGACAGGUUCCUCAGCAGAUCUGUCGUUAAAAUUUAAGGUUAUCAAACAGCAGAGACACAAACUGACCGAAGACGUUAAGUGACUCACUGUAACGUUGACAACUUGCUCCAAAACAUUUUACAGCACUUAUUUAUUUGACCAAAUAUUAGUGAAGUGCACUUUUAAGCCAAACUGCUGCCUUAAAAAAUUAGAACUAUAAAAUCAAAAGUCAUAUUUUGAUUGAACCUUUCCCCUCCAUGAAAAAAAAGCUUCAUUUCAAAUUAUUUAAACAAUUUAGCUGAAAUGAAAAGUCUAUAUGUUAUAAAGUUGAUGUUAUAUGAGCCUAGAGCUUACUUAGUGAUUUUUUAUUGGGUGUUAAAUUAACACAGCGCUGCAUUAAAUCCACUCCUAUUAAAGAUAAAACAGUGACUAAAUGUUGUAAAACUUUAAAAGGUUGCUAAUGACUAAGCAUUUCUGCAGCUCAGUGUCUUGUUCUGUAAGAGGGAGUGCCAUGAAGCUAAGCUGUUGCCUCAUAGUGUUGACGUUCCUGUUACAGAUAAAAAAUAAUAAUAAACAGUAAUGUAUUUACAACUGAAAUGUAAAAAUAUAGUUUUAUGGAAGAUUUCCUGUUUAAUAUUAAAACAGAAACCACUUUG
Molecule: messenger RNA, 2079 nt
Organism: Austrofundulus limnaeus
Lineage: Eukaryota; Metazoa; Chordata; Actinopteri; Cyprinodontiformes; Rivulidae
Source: RefSeq, a predicted model, not a curated record